AUGAUCAAUAGCGACGAGAACGCAGACGCUGCUGGGACGCAGAAAGAGAGCCCUCCCAAUAGUGCAGUAAAAAAUCCGGUGAACGACAAAGGAACAGAUGAGAAGAAAUCCGAAGAGUACGACGCAAAUGAAGACAACACCAAAAACAAGGGCGUUUGGUAUAAUGCCAGAACGAAGUGUUGGCUAGCUUGUGUCAAAGGGAGUGGCAGACACCUUCGUGUUUUUUCGGUGAAGAAACAUGGAUUUAAGAAAGCCAGAAUGCUAGCCGUUGAGUGUAAAAAUUCAGCCCUCAUUAAUUUUAACCAGCUGCCAAACGGGACCGCCAAAAGGGAAGCAAACGGGGCUGCGAAUAGAGAAGCUAACGGGUCCUCUAACGGGGCCUCUAACGGGGAAGCUAACGGAGCGCCUAAUCAAAACGACUCCCACCCUAGCAGCAACGGAAACGACGCGGAGAUCACUCUCGUGCAAAGGAAUGGUGUAUACGCGAAACUUAAAAAUGAGACGAACAACCACGUCAGCGGAAGAACCAGAACAUACACCUACAAUGAAGCAGGUCGAACUAAUCACACAAAGCUGGAAGCACAAGAGUCCAUCGAUGUAGGAAGUUUAGUCACCAUGAAUAGCGAGAAUGCCAGUGGAGUUACAAAUGCUAGUAUUAGCGCAAGUGCAAGCGCCAACGGAGCGGAAGAGGGACCCAGCCGAAAAAGGCGUUACAACACAAGAAAGGUUAAAAAUAAAUCCGUGGAAGAGUUAAAUAAGAAAGAAGAAAAGAAUGAGAUCAAGGAGGAAGAUGCUUCUUUUUACAAAGGGAGCAACAAUUCCAGUGUCACUCCACCCACCUCCCGAGCAUACAAUGCGAGGGGGCAUUAUAAUACCAAGGGAAAUUUAAAGCUAAAAGGGGGUACCAUCACAAAGGGAAGAAAUUACAAUAAUAUCAAGCGUAAUAGCAGCAGCUCCAAAGGGAGUGGCGGAAGCUCCAAGGGAGGAAGUAACAGCCUCAGAGGAGUAACCAUAUCCAAGGUCUCCAAGGCUAAGACUAAUAUGAGGAAGGGGGCAGGAAGCAACAGCAUUUCCAAAGGGAAGCAAUCCAAUGGACAAAGCCUUCACAACACAGAAACUUCUAGUUAUAAUCUAACCAAUCGUGGAAGCCGUAACUACCCUGCCACAGCGGAGAGGUACAGCAGCAACAGCUUAACCCGUGAUGAGGUGAAGUCUUACAAAGCAGACAGGAACAAGUCGGUGCAGCCACAAAAUGGGAAGCGACGAAGUAACACGCUUGUGGAGACACUAGACAGUCACCAAGGGGAUAACAGAAAGAAGAAAAAAACUACAGAGGAUAAGUUCAGUUAUCUGGUUAGGAAAGACAAGGGAGAUGGCGAUGGUGGCGGUACUGGUGGUGACCCCGCUGCCAUUUCUGCUUCGGCCUACCACGAGAGUAGUAGCCGUCAUGACCACAAUAGGCCAAGCAGUCAUGCCACGCACAGCAUACAUAACCCACACAAUACGCACAACACGCAGAAGACACGCAACACGCGCAACAGCAGUGUGCACGCUGUGCAGUUUGCGCAGAAGGGGCAGAAUGGGCAGGGUGACCAAAACAGCCACGACGAUUUCCAACAUGUGCAUAGCCUGAAUGCCCGCCCAGGCACCACCCAGAACUACCAACAUGGCACUCCCAAUGAGGGUUACAACAACGGUUAUGAUAGCAGCUAUCGUAGUGCUUACCAUAGCGCCCAGCCGAACCAGCAAAACACUCCAAGCGGCCGUACUCAGCACAACACACGCUCGAGCCAAGACACGCGAUUGAAGAACAGCACGUGCAUCAUAACGGACAAGGAUUUCCAGUUUGAUUCCCCCGAAAAAACCAACGAGAAUUCCUACCUCAUAAAGCCAAUUAACUACGACUACAGCGAUAACAAUGUGUGUAAACAACCAAAUAACCAACCCACAAACAACGAAACAGAGUAUGACUUCGUUUUUUCUAACGACUGCUACUCUGAUUAUUGUAGCCAGAACCCAGAUGAAUAUAAGGCAAAUUUUAUUGACCUUACAAGGGAAGCCUUGUCAUUAAUUCUUCAGGAUCUAAAAAAAAACGUCAUCCCGAAAAUACCCGUAGGGAUAGAGAAAAGAGAAAGGUACACCAACUCCUUGCGCUUAUGUUUGAAAAGUGCCAAAUUUACCAAACACAUUAACGAAUUGGAACCCUACCUGGAGUUAUUUAGCGAGUGUAUAAAAAACAGCAAGCUGCCUAGUCACAUGGCUUUGAAGGACCAGCUGUUUUAUCUGGACAAACUGUGA
Plasmodium inui San Antonio 1 is the source of this 2298-nucleotide messenger RNA. RefSeq lists its product as hypothetical. Gene Ontology annotation, molecular function: DNA-binding transcription factor activity. The coding region runs from base 1 to 2298 and encodes 765 amino acids. The transcript has 2 exons. The record is from RefSeq and is a predicted model, not a curated record. Gene Ontology annotation, biological process: regulation of DNA-templated transcription. Lineage: Eukaryota; Apicomplexa; Aconoidasida; Haemosporida; Plasmodiidae.